Molecule: messenger RNA, 921 nt
Organism: Fukomys damarensis (Damara mole-rat)
Lineage: Eukaryota; Metazoa; Chordata; Mammalia; Rodentia; Bathyergidae
Gene: Tp53i3
Product: tumor protein p53 inducible protein 3
Exons: 5
Molecular function (GO): quinone reductase (NADPH) activity; NADPH binding; quinone binding
Source: RefSeq, a predicted model, not a curated record
AUGAGCGUGGGGGCCCAGCACGUGGGGAGAGGAUGGCGCAGACCUCGGAGACGGGACACGGAGAGCUCCCGAGUGCUCUCAUCCCUUAAAGUCAGUGCCUCAACAUGGCAGAUACUCAUGGGUGUGACUAGCGCUGGAGAUGUGCAGGCGGUAGAGGCUGUGCUCAUUCACGCGGGAUCCAGUGGGGUGGGCACGGCUGCCAUCCAGCUGGCCCAGAGGGCUGGCACCAUUCCUCUCGUCACAGCUGGCUCCCAGCACAAACUUCAGAUGGCAGAAGAUUUUGGAGCAGCUGCCGGAUUCAAUUACAAAGAAGGAGAUUUUUCUGAAGCAACACUAAAAUUCACCAAAGGUGCUGGGGUGAAUCUAAUUCCAGACUGUACAGGUGGAUCCUACUGGGAGAAGGUCAACUGACUGGUUCUUGAUGGUCACUGGGUUCUCUAUGGUCUGACGGGAGGAGCUGACGUCAGUGGGCCCCUGCUUUCAAAACUACUUUUUAAACGAGGAAGCCUCGUCACUACUCUGCUGAGAUCCAGGGAACAAAAGUACAAGCAAACGCUAGUGAAAGCUUUUACAGAGCAAAUUUUGCCACACUUUUCCGAGGAGGGCCCCCAACGCCUGCUCCCCGUGCUGGACAGCGUCUACCCGUGGACCGAGGUCCGAGCGGCCCAUCAGUACAUGGAGGCCAACAGGAACGUGGGCAAGGUCGCCCUCGAGCUGCCCCCACCGAAGGAGGAGGCGCUGGAGCCGCCCCCGGCCACCCAGGCCUUCCCCGAGCUGAGGAAUAGGACUCCACUCCCCUGUCCGCCUCGCCCACCGGCUGCUGCAAACUGCUCUAGGAAAAUAAACAGCGGCCCCAGGCGAGCGCAUUUGGCCUGGGGAAACUCUUCGAAGCAGGAUAAGCGUCAGCACGUCCCGCCGUGA